UGCUGAAAAGAAAAUCUAAGGCAACAGAGUCAAUAUCAAAGUCCUUUAUCCCUUUUAAAACAUUCAUAAGAUAUUCCUUAUUUGAAAAGCAACUCAAUGGCACCGUUUGCCUUGCACUCUACUAUGACACAGACUUUAUCUCUGCUUGAAAAGUGUUCAAGCAUGAUGGAAUUAAAGCAAAUCCAUGCCCAGAUGUUCAAAACAGGUUCUGUCUUGGAAACCAUCACAAUAAGCGAGCUCCAGGCUUUUGCAGCCUCCCCUAAUUCAGGGAACUUAACCUAUGCCAAAAUAGUUUUCGACAGUCUCAGCAGCAGACCCAACACUUACAUUUGGAACGCUAUGCUUCGAGGAUAUGCUGAUAGCAAUAAACCAGAGGAAGCCUUGAUUUUAUACCAUCAAAUGCUAUGCCAUUCAGUUCCACACAAUGGUUACACCUUUCCGUUCCUGCUCAAGGCUUGUUCCAGUCUUUCUGCCAUAGAAAAGGCUCAACAAGUUCAUGCUCAGAUCAUUAAACUGGGUUUUGGUUCAGAUGUUUAUACCACAAAUUCCCUUCUACACGCAUAUGCAGCAUCUGGUUUCAUAGAAUCUGCAAGAAUCAUCUUUGAUCGAAUCCCACAUCCAGACACUGUUUCUUGGAACUCAAUAAUUGACGGGUAUGUGAAAUGUGGCGAGACUGAAACAGCAUAUGAACUUUUCAAAGAUAUGCCGGAAAAAAAUGCCAUUUCUUUUACAGUAAUGAUAUCCGGCCAUGUCCAGGCAGGUCUUGACAAGGAGGCACUGGACCUGUUUCAAGAAAUGCAGAUUGCAGGUAUUAAACCUGACAAAAUAGUGCUGACAAAUGUACUUUCAGCAUGUGCACAUCUCGGAGCAUUGGAUCAAGGAAGAUGGAUUCAUACAUACAUCAAGAAGAAUGACGUCCAAAUCGACCCAAUGUUAGGUUGUGCACUUACAGACAUGUAUGCAAAAUGUGGUAGUAUGCAAGAUGCUUUAGAAGUUUUUAAGAAAACAAGGAAAAAGAGUGUGUCUCUGUGGACUGCGCUUAUUCAUGGUUUCGCGAUUCAUGGGCGUGGAAGAGAAGCAUUAUACUGGUUUAUGCAAAUGUGCAUGGCAGGACUAAAGCCAAACCUGAUAACUUGUACUGCAAUUUUGACAGCCUGCAGUUAUACAGGGCUUGCUGAUGAGGGAAAAUCAAUAUUUAAGAGCAUGAAUAAAGUUUAUAAUUUGAAGCCAACAGUGGAGCACUAUGGAUGCAUGGUUGAUCUAUUGGGUCGAGCUGGAUUGCUGAAAGAAGCCGAAAAUCUGAUUAAGGGAAUGCCAAUGAAACCAAAUGCUGUUAUUUGGGGAGCACUGUUAAAUGCCUGUCGAAUUCAUGGAAAUAUAGCGCUAGGUAAACAGGUAGGAAAAUUCCUAAUUGCAGUGGACCCUGACCAUGGUGGGCGCUACAUUCACCUAGCAAACAUCCAUGCUGCUGCAGGGGAAUGGGAUGAAGCAGUUGAAGUAAGAAGGAAAAUGAAAGAAGAUGGAGUAUCCAAACUUCCAGGAUGCAGCACAAUCAGUCUAGAUGGGGCUAUCCAUGGAUUUUUUGCUGGGGAUGGGUCCCAUCCUCAAAUUGCAGAGAUUAAUUGCAUGUGGUACAAAAUUGUUGAGCGGCUGAGACAAGAAGGAUAUAAACCUGCAACACAAAAUUUAUUACUUGAUCUCAAGGAUGAGGAGAAAGAAACAGCCUUGAAUCAGCAUAGUGAGAAGCUGGCUGUUGCAUUUGGACUAAUCAGGACAAAACCAAGAACAACAAUACGAAUUGUUAAGAAUCUUAGAGUGUGUGAGGAUUGCCAUAUGGUAAUGAAACUCAUUUCCAAGAUUUACAACAGAGAGAUUGUCAUGCGGGAUAGAACUCGUUUCCACGUUUUUAGUGAGGGGAAAUGUACUUGUGGUGAUUAUUGGUGAAGAGAGUGAGUGACAGUUUUUGGCUAUAGGCACAUUAUGUUCACAGUAAAUUCUGUGUAUAGCACUGUCAUUUCAAUUAACACAAACUCCAAAUGACAUUACAAAGAGCAUUUAACUGUCA
Messenger RNA from Ricinus communis (castor bean), 2065 nucleotides. Its product is annotated as pentatricopeptide repeat-containing protein At5g66520. The transcript has a single exon. The record is from RefSeq and is a predicted model, not a curated record. Gene Ontology annotation, molecular function: zinc ion binding; RNA binding; protein binding. Gene Ontology annotation, biological process: RNA modification. Bases 97 to 1944 code for a protein of 615 amino acids. Lineage: Eukaryota; Viridiplantae; Streptophyta; Magnoliopsida; Malpighiales; Euphorbiaceae.